Python bivittatus (Burmese python) is the source of this 5442-nucleotide messenger RNA. RefSeq names its product decapping mRNA 2 (gene DCP2). Lineage: Eukaryota; Metazoa; Chordata; Lepidosauria; Squamata; Pythonidae. The record is from RefSeq and is a predicted model, not a curated record. Gene Ontology annotation, molecular function: manganese ion binding; 5'-(N(7)-methylguanosine 5'-triphospho)-[mRNA] hydrolase activity; RNA binding. Gene Ontology annotation, cellular component: cytoplasm; P-body. Gene Ontology annotation, biological process: deadenylation-dependent decapping of nuclear-transcribed mRNA; nuclear-transcribed mRNA catabolic process, nonsense-mediated decay.
UGAGAUCCCGCCUUUGCUCCCUUCGCCCGGUUUGGUUUUGCCCCUUCGGCCUGUCUCGCGCAGUGUUCCGGCCUCGUUGCGUCGGGAUGAGCUGCGCUGUUUAUCCAUGGAGACCAAGCGGCCUGAGAUUCCCGGCAGCGUCUUGGACGACCUGUGCAGUCGAUUUAUUUUGCACAUUCCCAGUGAAGAACGAGACAAUGCAAUUCGUGUCUGUUUUCAGAUUGAGCUUGCCCAUUGGUUUUACUUGGAUUUCUACAUGCAGAACACACCAGGAUUACCUCAGUGUGGGAUAAGAGAUUUUGCUAAAGCUGUUUUCAGCCAUUGCCCUUUUUUACUUCCUCAAGGGGAAGAUGUGCAGAAGGUUUUAGAUGAAUGGAAAGAGUACAAAAUGGGAGUGCCAACUUAUGGUGCAAUCAUUCUUGAUGAGACCCUUGAAAAUGUACUGCUAGUUCAGGGUUAUUUAGCAAAAUCUGGCUGGGGUUUUCCAAAAGGAAAAGUGAAUAAAGAGGAGGCUCCACAUGACUGUGCUGCCAGAGAGGUAUUUGAAGAAACUGGUUUUGAUAUAAAAGAUUAUAUCAAUAAAGAUGACUAUAUUGAAUUAAGAAUCAAUGAUCAGCUAGCACGAUUAUAUAUCAUCCCAGGCAUUCCAAAGGACACAAAAUUUAAUCCUAAAACAAGAAGAGAGAUUCGGAAUAUUGAAUGGUUCUCAAUUGAUAAAUUACCUUGCCAUAGAAAUGACAUGACACCAAAGUCCAAGCUAGGUUUGGCACCUAACAAGUUUUUUAUGACCAUUCCCUUCAUCAGACCCUUGAGAGACUGGCUUUCUCGACGUUAUGGAGACUCUUCAGAUAGUGAUAAUGGGUUCUCAUCCACCAGUAGCAGCACACCACCUAAAUCCAAUGUAGAAAAACACAGAUCCAAACUCCAUUAUAGUCAGCAGGUGUUUACAGAUACACCUUUGGGAGACCAAUCAAGGCAGAGGCAAUUACAGCAACAAAAGCCAUAUAACAAUCAUUUUGAUAUGCCUGAAACUUUAAAAUUAAAGAAUGCACGAGGCAAUGGCAAAAAGCAGUAUCAAGAUACUCCUAAUCAAAAAAAGAGAACAAAUGGAGUUCAAAAUCAGCCAGCCAAACAGAACCAAACUUUGGUAAGAUGCACAAAGAAAUGUGAAAAGAAGUUGCAUCCAAGAAAACUUCAAGAUAAUUUUGAAACAGAAACAGCAUAUGAUGUGUGUUGUCUCAACGAAGACCAGCAACUAGAACGUGGACAAUCGGUGUCAUGCAAUGGCCAUUGUAAAUUCUCUUUCUCAUCACGUGCUUUUCUGAGCUUCAAGUUUGACCAUGAUAUGAUCAUGAAACAUUUUGACCUCUGAAGCUUGGUGAUUUGCACAAGCUGGCUAGAGUUUUGGCACAGAGCAAUUGAGUGGGUUUUUAAAAUCCAACUUUUACACUUUCUCAGGUUUUAAAGCAAUGCAGGGACCUAGUGGUGGACUGGAAGGUUUUGUUCUCAUUGCAAUAUGGGAGUAGCACCAUAUAGUAUUGCACUUUAAAUGCAGUCUAGCUUUUACCUGCAAAAAUGCUUUCCAGUGUAUCAUUUACUAGUUCCUAGCUAUGCAUUAGAGGGCAUUUUUUAAAUCAUUUGUUGUCUGUCUAGAUUUUGGAGGAAUAUUUUGCCUUUGGUCGCAUUAACUUUUUAUGCAUUUAAAUUGCUCUGAUGUAUAAUGGUUUCAUUUGUGAUACUUUGCAGUACAGAUGCUGAAAACCCAUACAGAUUUUCUGAAGAGAUCAAUAUUCUGUACUGUGGAAGGAGCUAGGUGUUUUAUGAUUCAGAAUGCUAAAAGGCAAACUUUUGUUCUGAGAAUCAUUCUGUCUGGGAUCUUACAAUAUUCAAAUCAAUUUAUUUCCACAUCUUUGUUGCACUGUAUUGGAACUUUUUAAAAUAUAGGCAUAAUUUAAAAUUGUAUUGCCAUUAUAAUAUUUUAUCUUACAUUCUGUUCAGUAGUUGUGUUGUUUCAGCUCCAGUGAGAAGAUGGUGGUGAUAUUGAAAUGUGUCUAAUACAACUUUUACUGUUUCCCGUGUGUGAAAUGUCUAAGCUGUUUCCAACCAGAAGAAUUACAGGUAUUAGAAGAUGAAACAUGAAAAUGUGUGUUUAGGGAGAUGAUUCUAGCAGAUAGAAUAAAUUAGUUUUUGAAGUACUACCAAGAUAAACAUUAUUAUAUAAAACCAUGUGGCUUAUAGCUUAUGUAGCAUCAAACUGAGGCUUGAAAAAAUACUCUAGCCAAUCCCAAAGCCCUGUUAGCUGUGCUGCCCAUGGCAGAAGUUGCAUGGAUGGUUUGAGGAGGCUUUCUAGUCUAAUGGAGCUAUAUAUUUUAAAAGUUCCUCCUAAAAGCAGUAUGAGAGGGAAUUAGCCAUACCUAAAGACUGGCAGAGUUGAUAGCCUAAAUCAGGAAAAAGGAACAUCGUUGAAUCCAAAGCUGGUUCUUCCCCACCGUGGAACACCAUAUAUUGAGACUGUGUGCCAUUUGCUGCCACCAGUGGACUUAGGAGGAUUUCUACAGUAAUGGAGUUCCUUCAUACUGGCAGAAGAGCACCACCACCAUAUUCUAACCCUUCUCUACAAACAUCAAGGGCUUUUGUUUAUACUGUUUACUAGGUUUGUAUCAUUUCUUUUAGUAUUUUGCUCUGAUUUAAAAUUGAGUUUGAUGUCAGAGUAGUAGCUCAAAAAUGUAUCGUGCUAUGUCAGUGAAAACAUGGAAAGGAAUAGCAACAAGCAAUACAAAAAAACUGAAUUUAUAGUCCUAGCCCAAGCUGCACUGAAGGAAUGUGUGUGAAUAUGGAUUGUAUAAAAACUGCUACUGAAUUUUGUUUCCUCAGUGCCCUAUACUUACUGUGACAGUUUGGGUUCACAGUAUGCACUGAGAUUUCUCAAAUUUAACCAGAGUAGGCUUGAAAGUUAAGUAUAGCCCAUUCACCUGCAAAAUCCCUGCAAUAUAUGGUUUUCCCUUGUUAAAGGAUUGUACAAUGAAAUUUAUAUGUAACUAUUGUAUGCCUCUUCUUCAUAAUUGCAAAAUAGGUGCAGAUUAAUUUCCGAGUAAGUUCAGUUUUCUUUGUUGGCCAUUUUGUAAAUGAUUGAAUGACAGACUAGCCUGUUGCCUACAUGCCUGCCUGCUGCAUCCAGCAUUUAUUCAUAACGUGAAGUUAGUUGGAUUUACAUAUCUGUUAAAAGUAAGAUAGUUGAACAACUGAGGAUGAAGAUGCCAUUUUAUUUUAUUUAAUCUUCAUCUGUGAAGAUACAUUUUUGGUCAGUAUUUAAUGCAGGUUGACUUUUCUAGUAAUAAAAGUGCCUAAUUUGCUAACUUCUCAAUCACCGCAAAUUGGAUUUUCAGGCUGCUAGUGCCAGUCUUCUUCUGAUGUGUACCUUGAUUUCCAGGAGUGUUACUGUUUUAUGCUGCUUCCUUUUUGAUAUGCCAUUAAUAAGAGAAAUGUUGGCACAGUUAUGUGUAUUUUGAAUAUGAGAUGCUUAAGUGUUAUACUAGCAAUGUGAGAUUAAUUUCCCCAGGUGAAAUAACUUUUAGGGGGCACAUAUUUUUCCCUUUUGAAUAUACAAAAUGUUUUCUGUUUUGCAGAGAAUAACUUCUUCAGAAAAUCCAAUGUCUGACUACUACUUUGUUGAGGACUUCCCAGGGACUCUAAAAGACUAAUCUCGGUUUAUUAACCUAGCCUUAAUAUAGGUUGCAAAUUAACAUAAUAAAAUAUGCAAUAAUUAUCACUUUUACAAGAUACUAUAUUGCACAUGGUUGUAUUCCUUAAUUUGACUGCUAUCAUGUCUUAAAAGUGUGGAAAAUAAUGUAGUAGUUCCUGGGCACCCUGCACUGUGAACAUUUCAGAUUGUUUAUCUUUUUGGUUAGUAAUGGUGCUUUUUAUUUUUUGCAAAGUGCUUAAAUGAAUUAUUACACUCAUGUAUUCCAAAAUGCAGGCAUAUGGUUUACCUAGGUUUCUAUAUAACAGUGAAGAAAAGGCAAUUCAGUGACUGUAAUUGAUUCUUGUUUCUCUGAUUGGGGCAUUUUAAAGGAUGGAAAAUAAAUGAUCUGUGAAUGGAUCUGAGCUCAUCUCCAUUAAAAAUCUUACUGCUUGACUGUUGGAUGCUGUGCUGCUGUUUAGGAGGAGGCAUGGCCAUUAUUAAUCUGCCUUACUCGAUUGAAUUGUUAAGUAUGCCCACUUGAAGCUUUUGAGAUCAAGUUAAGUGACUUCUGCUAUAAAGAUAUAGACUGUAAUAUCAUCUUUGGAGAGUGUUUGUAUGUGUCUGCUUAGUAAAGGUUUUGAUUCCUUACUAACACAUGUCUACUCUGUCAGGGAUAUGUUUUGUGGUGGCAUGAAGUCUCUGGUCUUCCUUUGGAUGCUUUUGAAACAUUUAGAGAAAACAGAUUGGAAGACGUAUUCCAGCUUCAGUUGCUCUUCAUUUUUUUUUAGGAUUAUAGGCAACAUUUAAGCAGAUUUUUGAUAGUUUUGUAUACAGCUGUGCAUGUAUGUUUCAGUUUAAACUUGGAUUUUGUUUACAUGGCUGUCAGAUAUACAGUAUAUGAUCACACAGUCAAGUGAUAAUGUAUUAAUAUAAUCUUUUACACAAGUUUUGGUUGUUAUCACAAAGUAGAAAGUGAUGAGUGACUUAAUGAAUAUAUACUUAAAGCAGCUUCUGACAUUUUUAAUAUAGAGGUCAUGGAUGGUAUAAGUGCCUCUGUUCAGUUUUUUUUUUUUCCCAUUGCUGCUUGCCUGAAAUUGAUCAUUGUCAUGUUUUCUGUCUGAGAGCAGUGUUGUGGCAGAUACUAUUUUAAAUUCCAGGUCAAAGACUGUGAGAUUUUGCUGGUUAGAUAUGUAAAUUUUGAUUGUUCCUAUGCUAGAUCAAGCAUGUGGGACGUAGAUAUUUUUGUAAAUUAAAUCAUGAAGCAUCCAAUUCAGAUGUUCUGCUCCUGCUUUCUUACAUUUGAAUUCUUAUAUGUGCGUUUAAUUCAUAUGCACUGUGAAGGCUUCCUUGUAGGAAAGCCGCCUAUUACUAAAAUCUAAAUGUGGUAUUUAAAUGUGUAUCUUUUUCAAGAAGAGGAAAUUUGGCUUUAAAUGCUACUAUAUGCUGAAAGCUCUGAUAGAUGCAAAAUGUAUUGAAUGCUUAUAUUCAGUAUAGAUUUCACUGUUCUUCCAAGUAUGUUUGUCAGAAAUGAUGCAUGAAGGUCCUCUUUAUUUUUGUUAUUGGGAACAUGAAAAGAUCAAUGUUCUGAUGGGUUUUGAACUAUAAAUCCAGUUUUUAAUAUCAACACAGAUUUAAUUGUUUGCUUCAGACAAUGCCUAGGAUUCAUCAAUUGAAUUUGUUCCAUGUAUUCAAGGAGAUUUUGGACUUUUCUUAGGCAACAGCAUCUUGUAUUAGAUGGCAAAGAUUUUUUUUUUUUUAAA